Messenger RNA from Candidozyma auris, 1605 nucleotides. RefSeq names its product DUF4246 domain-containing protein. The record is from RefSeq and is a predicted model, not a curated record. The coding region runs from base 1 to 1605 and encodes 534 amino acids. NCBI's taxonomy places the organism in Eukaryota, Fungi, Ascomycota, Pichiomycetes, Serinales, Metschnikowiaceae. The transcript has a single exon.
AUGCUGGCCUCCCCGUUCAAGCAUCCCUGGUGGGUGGCUUUUUCAAAACUAGGCAACUCCCCUCGGUACCUUGACGAGUGGCUCAUUGUGAGUCUUUCGGAUACAAUUCGGCAAAAGCCAGAGUGGGAGAAGAAGUAUACGGAUCCUGAGAUCGUGGAGAAAUGGAAGAAAGAGUUUUUAUCCCAGAAUCCUGAAUCUCGCUACCCUGAGGAUGUGUUCAAUUACGUUAUUCGGGAAUUGAAGUGGUAUCACGAGUUGCAGUCGACACCAGAACUAGAGACUAGAAAAUUCAGAAUUGGUGCUGAUGACAAGAUCUUGUAUAGUGAUGAAGCAGUUUCUGACGUGUUGGCUAAAAAAUUCACGACUCUAGCGAGUAAGUUCGAGGCAUCGAUCUCGGAAAAGGACUACCACCCAGGCUCGGACAACUUGGUGGUGGAUUUGGUGCAUCCUUCGUUAUACCACUUGGUUUACGGAAAAACGAAAGUGUUGAGGGAUGGCAAGCUUGCAGUUGCUGAGUUUGACGAGGCCAUACAGCAUGUGAAGAAAGGCGUGGCCGACUACGCAGUUUCCAAGAAGUUCCAGUGGCUUCCGGCGGUGAUGAAGUUGGAUAAGUCUACCGGCCAGUUUGUCUUUGCUUCCUACAUCAACAACCUUCAUCCCAUGCAACAUGGAGAUCUCUAUGGGCCCAUAGCCGAGGUGUUCAAUGAGGCAGUUCCUGCUCUCAACUUGUCUUUGGCAAGGUACCAGUCUGAUGAGUACGUGAGAAUCAAAACGGCUGGGUAUGGGGAGUGCUAUAAAGAGGGCUACGACGAGUACAUGGAAAAGCUCGAAGAGCUCAUCGACGAAGGUGCAGACGAUGACGAAUGGGAGGAGUUUGAGAAAGGUAAAAGCAAAUUCUACAUCGACACCCACCCAGAAUACAAGAGCGACCCAGAGACGAAGCCGUUUGACCUUCGUGACUUUGACAAAUUGAAAGUCAUUGUCAAAAUGGCCAACAUCGAGCUCCUGCCUGAGAAUCCAGAGUACAAGGGCGGCUCCUGGCACGUUGAAGGUACCAUUAACGAGGAUAUCGUGGCCACUGUGUUGUACUACUACGACGUGGAAAAUAUCGACGACUCCAAGCUUUCAUUCAAGUAUGCUUUCGAAGAUCCCGCCUACGAGCAAGGUGAUGAGCAGUACUGCAAGGAUUUCUACGGCAUUCUGGAUGGAGAUCUGAUGACAAAGUACAUUGGAAGCGUUGACGCCAGGCAGGGCCGAGUGGUCGUAUUCACCAACAGUUUCCAGCAUCACGUAGAUGCGUUCAAGUUGAGGGACUCUUCCAGGCCAGGGCACAGGAAAAUCUUGUGCUUCUUCUUAGUCGACCCACACAACUCCGUGACCAAGGCCACUGACGUUGUGCCUCCUCAGAACGAGACCUGGGUGAAUGAUGAGGCUCUCAUGAAUAAAUUCUUCCCGGGCAUUGAUGCAAAGGAAGUAACUACGAUGACAGCAAAACAGGCCAAAGAGAGCAGGUUGGAGUUGAUGGAUGAAAGGAAAGUGACCAUUAGCUCUGGUGACGACUGGGAGAAUGCAUUCACCAGAACCUUCUUCCUUUGCGAGCACUAG